AUGGCGCGCGGCGGGAGAAGGCAGGUGCUCCAGUACCAGCCAGCUGCCUGCCAGGUCCCUGAGAGCACUUCCCGCUGCUGCUCAAGGGGGCCCUUCAUGGACAAGAAGUCGGCUGUGCUACGUGAGCUGGUACACACUUGACCGUUCCCAUGGCUCAGCUUCCAGCAUCUGCAGCUGGCAUGUGCCCACUGCAGCUGCCCUCUGCUGUAGGAGUAACCCAGCAUAGAGAACAGGCAGGCUGUUAUCCUGGGGUUCACUGCCAGGCUCCAUGGCCCCAAGGCUGAGGCCGCCAUGCAGGCCCUCGGCUUCCCAGUGUGUGUGGAGCAGGACCCCGACACCAUGAGCCCGUGGGACUGCACUGUGGCAUCCCAGCAGCAGCAGGGAGGCGCUGGGGAGCCUGGGCCAGUACCUGCUCGUGUGGAGUUCUGCGUGGACCUGUGUGUAAAUCGGGCCUCCUGUUCCUUCCUGCGGGAGGCAUUCUGGAGCACUCUUGGAUGCACCUGGCACCUGGCCAGCCUGCGGUCGCACCAUGUUCAUGGGGACUCACUACGAUCCUCGGUUGGUGGAGACAACUUCUGCUUCUUCUUGGCCCAGAUGGCACACUUCCCUCUGGGCAUCAGUCUGCUCUCCAGGCAACUGGACCAGCUGCUCGGUGAGCUGGCCCCUCCCCCACAGGCUUUGCAGAGUCCCCUGGAGAGCCUGGAGCUGGCCUUCUGUGCCCUUUUGCCCGAGGCCCUACACUUCCUGACCCAGAGCCCCCACGCCUCUCACGUCAGUGGCAGUGAGCUGGCUGACGACCAGCUGGUUCCCUUCCAGGACUUCUUUGAAAGUCUACACCUAGAGCUGACUGAGGGCCGGCAGGCUGACACCCAACUCCUGGCCACACUGCCUGCCCUGACUCGCUGUACUAGCUUCUACUACCUCAGCCUCUAUGGCAAGCCGCUGUCCAUCGGAGGUCCCAAGGAGCUGCUUCGGGACUCGGCAACCCAAGCUGAGCUGCGCACCUUGGUGCACCCCUUCCCCGUGGACUGCUGUGUGGGCCUGCCCUGGCCACGCCCUGCUUCCCUCCUGCUGGGGGCCUCCAUCAAUGAGGAGAAGUUUGCUCAAGUGGAGUCCAAGCUGCACUAGCUACUUUUGGCCUGAGGCCGUGCCCCUGUCUUGUGGACCACAGGGGUGCCUGCCUGCAUCAGGCCAUUGGACAAUGCUGCCAGCCUCUGUCUGCACACGUCCCCCCGGGAACCCUGA
Messenger RNA from Chrysochloris asiatica (Cape golden mole), 1245 nucleotides. RefSeq names its product leucine rich repeat containing 14 (gene LRRC14). Gene Ontology annotation, cellular component: cytoplasm. Gene Ontology annotation, molecular function: kinase binding. Lineage: Eukaryota; Metazoa; Chordata; Mammalia; Afrosoricida; Chrysochloridae. The record is from RefSeq and is a predicted model, not a curated record.